GAAAUCACAUGGGAUUUGCCAUGUUCCAAUGGAUUAAUUAUUACUGACAUUGGGCGGAGUUCUUGAAAUUAACUGGAGCUCGGCGCAAUUGGAUACCUUCAAGCAGCAACAUGGGAUACGCCAAUGGUGUUGCGGGUACUCUCUACGAGCUCCUCAAUUUGAUCCAAGCAGCUCCACUUCCUUUGUUAAUCCUCCUUCUCGUGACUUUGACUGUUGGAGGUGCUUCCUUUCUCUACGUUGCUAUCUUGAUAGUCGCUCCCACGCCUCGACCGCCUCGUCGAUCUGAGAAGACAUAUAGGACUAUCUUGCCGGACGGAAGUACCAGCUCUCCCAAGCAAUUGCCAUGCUGGAAAGAUCAAUACGAUGCGCAGAAAGAGGCGGCGCAUAAAAAAGGGGACUUUUCUGAAGAAAAUGUAGAGCUCGAGGCCCCUGAGAUUUUCAUGUCUGUCGUUGUUCCGGCAUUCAAUGAAGAAGAACGCUUGGCUAUUAUGCUUGAGGAAGCCGUGGUUUAUCUCAAAUCGACGUAUCAUGGUGCAAACAAGAGCAACGGCGAGUUGGAGCCUGAGCGAAGAGAAGUAACAAAUACCGCCGCCCGCCACGCACAAUCGAAAAAUACUCCACCUAACAGAGCGAUCCCGAAGCCUUUCCACGGAUGGGAAAUACUUGUUGUUUCGGACGGUUCGACGGAUAAGACUGUGGAGACGGCGCUCACAUUUGCGCGCAAUCAUCACCUCUCAGAAGUGCAGCAGCGAGGCGAUGAGACAGUCAUUAGCGCAAAAGAUUCUGCUACCGUGGAAGGGUCUAUUAGAGUUGUAUCACUAGAGGAGAACCGCGGAAAGGGUGGUGCUGUGACGCAUGGACUUCGGCAUGUACGAGGGUGUUAUGCAAUUUUCGCUGACGCGGACGGCGCGACUCAAUUUGAUGACCUUGGAAAGCUGGUCAAGGAGUGCCAAAAGGUCGAAGAUCCACAGGGUCGAGGCAUCGCGAUCGGCUCUCGAGCACACUUGGUUGGCAGCGAAGCUGUUGUCAAGCGCUCGUUUCUGCGGAAUUUUCUUAUGCAUUCAUUUCAUUUACUACUCCGUAUCCUUACUCCGCCUGCGACUGCAGCUAUCAGGGAUACACAGUGCGGCUUCAAACUAUUUUCUCGGGCUUCACUUCCAUACAUUAUACCCUAUAUGCACUCUGAAGGAUGGAUUUUUGACGUGGAGAUGCUUAUGCUUGCGGAGAGUGCUAACAUUCCAAUGGCCGAGGUAGCCGUAUGUUGGAAAGAAAUUAAGGGUAGUAAAUUAAACGUUAUCUGGGAUAGCUUGGGGAUGGCAUGGGGACUAGCUGUCCUCAGAGCCGCAUGGGGCGUUGGUGUUUAUAGACGGUCUUAGAUUAUCUUGUUUUGAACCAAAAUUCCAUCAUGCAUAUUAUUUUCUAAUCUCAGAUUACCCAAAUUGGACUUUCUGAAUUGGCUGGAGGAAGACAUCGGGUAGCUAUGGUGAGAGAUGGGAGUCAAAUAUCGACCAUGAGUUACCGCAUCGGAAUAGACUAUUCUAGGUGACUACAGUGGUGUAUAUACAGACGAUAUCGGGGG
Xylona heveae TC161 is the source of this 1579-nucleotide messenger RNA. Its product is annotated as glycosyltransferase family 2 protein. The record is from RefSeq and is a predicted model, not a curated record. Gene Ontology annotation, cellular component: endoplasmic reticulum membrane. The transcript is spliced from 3 exons. The coding region runs from base 111 to 1376 and encodes 421 amino acids. Lineage: Eukaryota; Fungi; Ascomycota; Xylonomycetes; Xylonales; Xylonaceae.